AUGAGAAUAUUCAAAUAGGCAUUCGAGAGUAUUCAAGGGAAGAAAGGGGAGGAAGAGAAUAAACCUGGUUCUAAAGGAGCUUUUUAUAUUGAGGAAUAGUUUAUGACUCCAGAGUUUCUGUACAAAUAAAAUAACAAAGAAGUUUAGUAAGGAACAUAAAAGAAAAUAAAUUUAACGAAACAAUUUUUUGUAACCAUGGCUACAAUGGAGAAUAAAUUCAAUUUGUCUCCAAUCAAAUAAAUUAAUAUGGUGGAUUAAUUGGUUGGAAUGUAUUAGGAAUGCAUUUAAUAAUAUGAUACUCUCAUGGACCCUAUUAAAUAUUAUUUCUUAGACAAAAUUAGGAAUAUUGUUUAAUAGGCUGAUAAGUUUACAUAAAGAGAACCACGAUCAUUAUAGUCUUCCGAAAAGAAGAUUCAAUAACCUAUUUAAAUUAUCAAUAAUGAUGUUAGUUACUUCAAGGAUUUCCAGGAUUUUAAUGAUAGAAUGGAUAAACCAACAGAAUAUGCAACCCCUAAAAAUGAAGAUCAAUAUUAAUAAAUAGAUAACAAGAAACUUGUCAUUCAACUUCAAACUUUUCUUGAAGAAGGUUAAAGGAAUAAAGAUAAUCAAGAUAUCUCAAUAAAAAAUCACGAAUCUCCAUAAACUCAAAUAAAUGAAAUUAAAUAAGUGUAAAAGUUUGACGAGUCAUCUUCUAAGAAGAGAUCACCUAAAAUUGAAUUCAGAAAUGAAAAUAAUGAAACACCCAUUCCUAAAUUAUUACUUCAUUAAGAAGAGCAAUUAAAUAAAUAAAAUGUAGUAGAUUCUCAAUUGCAAAACUAAUCAAGGUCAAUUCAGGAUAGAUUAUUGGCAAGGCAAAAAAGUCAAAAGAAAAAGGACAUUUGA
Molecule: messenger RNA, 882 nt
Organism: Paramecium tetraurelia
Lineage: Eukaryota; Ciliophora; Oligohymenophorea; Peniculida; Parameciidae
Exons: 2
Source: RefSeq, a predicted model, not a curated record